AUGGCACGACACGAUUUGAAUCGGACUCCGUACACGGAGUAUGGGUUCCCGCUUACCAUGGCCGCUGUCCCCACAAUUCAGACAUCUUCCGACUUGUCCUCAUUGUUCGCUGACGGCAAUGCUGAGAUGGCCCAAGGCGAUCUGGUGAACGAAGCACCUCGACCUCCGUCUCCCGUCUGUGCAGACCAGAAUGGACGCCCAAUACGGACAAAUUGUGGUGUCCUACCGAGUCGAUAUGUCGAUUACCUUCCGGAGGGUGCUACUCCCUUCCUCGACGAGCCGCCCCUCCCAAGCUCCCCAGUUCCGGAUAACCAUGGAUUACCACCUACACCAGACCCUUGGCUCCGGCGAGUCCGCACCAAACCUCGUUCCAGCGGCAAGACAUUUCCCUUCACCACCAUGUCCUCCAUUGCCACUCCCUCAUCACCUCUUUCCCAGGCUUCAUUCAGCAUUACCUCCAGCGUUCCCAAGCGUUCACUUCCUGACGUCGAACUCACUACCACUGGGCGGAAUAAGAAGUCCAAAAGUGACCCCAUCAACCGAAUUGCGGGGCACUUCAUUCGAACUGUUGACAUGUUCCGCAACCCGUCCUCCGUGAUUCUCAAAGGCUCUAUCCGUGAAUCUGAGGGAGGAGAUGACUCUGAGUAUACCUACGAGGAGAACCGAUUCUGGCAUGCCUGGCAAGAGCUAACCCAGAUGGUCCCCUCAAUUGACAUCAUUAUUCAAGACCGGAAGCAGAUGAUGGAUCUUGGGAAAAAGAUCAAGGCAGCAGCUGGGACCGCCAAAUCAAAUGACAGUCAUCACAUCUCAAAGGCAAUUCCUGUCUGGUGGAGGAAGCUUCACCCAGACUCUGCGCCAAUUCCUGACGACAAAGUCAAACGUGGGUUCAAGAAUCCAGUUACCAGCCGUCUUCUUUGCCCUGCCGUUCUGGACUGGGAUGAUCCCAACAUUCAGUCUGCUUUGCGUAACCGCAUUGCGACAAUCCCUGGGCCUGAUGGACCUGAAGCAGUCAGCGGCGCGAACUGGCCCAACUUCCUGUAUGAUGGGCCAUAUGACCCGAAGACGCCAUGGGUGGGAUUACUUCGCAGUCAUCUCCUCGUAAUGGCGUACAUGCACGUUUUCGUUGCCCCAUCGUCUGUGGCCACCCACGAUGCUGAGGACUCUUCCUCACAGAGCACUCGUUCUGGCAACGCUCACAACAAUGGCAUGACUUCUGUCAAUGCAGCGUCACUCGCAUACGUUGCUGCUCAGGUCUACUUUGCCCUCUCAGACGAGGGUGCCUUUCACAAGAGCAACAAGAAACUUGAUGCAGUAACUUUCUACGAGUCAUUGGUGAUGUACCUAGAAGACCCCGACAACGAGAAGGACAACAAAGAGCUUUUUGACCAUUGGAACCGCCUGAUCUUCCCAGAGUCCAUUACCCCCGUCGCCCGUGGUAAGAAUACUUCAAAUGCCCAGAUCAAGGCAGCCCGUCUCGCUCUUCAGCGUGAAGCGGACGGUUUCUAA
Cyclocybe aegerita is the source of this 1506-nucleotide messenger RNA. The record is from the annotation of a GenBank genome assembly. Lineage: Eukaryota; Fungi; Basidiomycota; Agaricomycetes; Agaricales; Hemipholiotaceae.